Molecule: messenger RNA, 2254 nt
Organism: Spodoptera litura
Lineage: Eukaryota; Metazoa; Arthropoda; Insecta; Lepidoptera; Noctuidae
Source: RefSeq, a predicted model, not a curated record
UAAAUGUCACUUGAUUAAUGUCAACAUGGCUGAUGCUGCAGCAGCUCGUCGCGAAGCUCGCAGAAGAAGAAUAUUAGAAAAUUCUCAUAAUAGGCUCCAACUAAUAUCUGGAAAAUGUGGCGACGAGCAACCUAGAGAAUCUCCGGUCAGAAACACAAUUCCUGAUCCAAUUCACGAGAUUUCGCAUUCCUCAAACAUAAGCAGUAGCAAGACGUCACUGAAUAAUGGUGUGAUUGUCUCCGAACCAGAUUCAUUUGAGUUGUUAACAUCACUCAAUCAUGACAUCGCGGCAGGCGAUGGAGAGGUACCCAGUGAUUUGGCACCUUUUGUAUCACCGGCACCAGAGCCAGCGCCAACACCAUCACCCUGGGAGAAACUCACUAAUUACAAAUACGAUAUAGUAUUGUUGUCACUUUUAAUUCAAUUACUGUACAGUUUGUCAUUGGUCACAUUUGAUGGUACUUACUUUUUCUUACCAGUACUAAUUUAUGUCAUUACAAAAUUAAUCUGGUUUCCGUCACAAAGUAAUUCUAAACUUGCCAAUGCCUUGCAACUUUUACAUGUUGUGUCUUCACCCCGAGUAAAGAAAGUUAUAUAUUUGACCCAAUGUAUGGGUGUAAUAUCAUGUGACAUUUGUGUGUAUCUGUUUACUACAAUUUGCAUACAAUCAUUAUUCAUCACCUUGAGGGAUGGAUUAAUUACAUAGUAAUUACUUCAUUUGCACCCAUAUUGAGGGCAUUACAUUGACUGAGCAGUAAUUUAACAAUAGCAGGCUAGAUUAAACUGGGGUAAGGUUCAAAAUUCAAUGUGGGUGUCAUUAUAAAUUUCUAAUCUUUGUGUACUGAACCACUAAUGUUGAAUUUUGAAGGCGCUCCAUAAUGUUCCAUAGUUUUGAUUGCUUGUGCCUUUUUACAUAAGUGAGAAGUUGUGACAUGUGUGCGUUUUAGUCACAUAUUGCCAUUUUUAGUUUUAAAUUAGAAUCAAUUUUGUAUAUAGCGGUGUCAACAGAAAUUCUAGUUAUUUUCAUGUAAUCUAAUUAUUGCUGGACACAAUUAAUUGUUAUGUAAUAUCACUAUUUAUAUUAAUUUUUUGCAUUUAAAUUGUAUUUAUUUCAGAAUUGAGAGAGUUACAAAUAUACUUGUGGAUAUGAAAUAAUACAAAUUAUAUUCAAUAGUAUGCCAAAUUAGUAAACUAUUUUCAUGCUUUAUACUUGUAAUGAUAUGGUAUUUUGAUAAAGGAAUUUAGUCCUUAUGGAUUAUUAAGGCCUGUGUAACCAAUUUUAUGGCCUGGACAUAUUUUAUAUUAUUCAAAUUUGAUACUGUAUCUAAUGUUGUUAAAUUAAAACUAUACUAACCACAUACAAAUAUGGCAGUCUGUGACUUGUAGAUUAUUUUUGUAGAUAAUUUUGUUUGUAAUUGGUUUUUUGUUAAAUAAUUUUAACCUUUUCUAUCUAAACACUGCCUUAAUCUUUGUACACUUGUAUUGUUAUCUAACAAUUUACUAACAAAAUACAAGCAUGCUGCUCCAAACUUACCUAAUAUUAUAUAACUGAUGUAUUGAACCUCAACAACAGAUAGGUACUUCCUAAGACCUGAAUGUCCUAAAUUGUCCCAUUACAUUUAACUAAUAAUAAAAACUCUUUGGUAAAGGAAUAGGUAUACUCUACAAUUCAGAAUUAAGCUGGUAUGGUACCAAAGAUCUAAAUGCUGUUAUGUUGCCCACCAUAUUGUUAUAAUUUAAAACACAGUUUAAUGUAGAGGGAGUUCUUGACAGGCUGUAAAUAAAAUGCUGUACAUAGUAGACUGAUGUUAACAAUAUUUUUGUGAAUAGUCACUUUAUGGUCAAUUCGUUUUCUUGAUGUCUUCCUUCAUAGUUACCUUUGUGAGUACCGCAUGACAUUGUUAUUCAAAUAAUUUCACUUUUGUCGUAACAAAAUACAAAAAUGUGAUACUUUUAUGCAUGCAAAUAAUGCUUGAAUAUGUAAUUCUGUUCAGUUGAAUAAUUUAGUGUAUCAGCUUAAUUCAUAUUGUAAAUAAAGGUCAUACAACUAUAAAUGAAAUGAUAAAAGUUUAUUUUAAUUAUAUUUUGUAACAUCUUUGAAAUAAAAAACGGUUAUGAAUGGUAUUAUGUGUUUCUGUUUCCUUGUUUUUCUGUAAAGGGCUGGGUGUGUACUGGAAUAAAAGGCCAUUUGAUUAUGUUUGAGAAUAAAAAAUUGUCCUAGAACACUACCAACUUACCAAGUACAUUAUGUAUU